GCUGACUUUUGUCUGGAAACCACUAUCUCUCACACCGACGAAGAAGGCCAGAACUUUACCAAUUUCUCAAGGAGCAUAGCCUCCAGAGUAAACAUCGUCCAUGUCGAGUCUUCCGUCAGAGCUAGUCAACGAAAUACUCCUCCGAUUACCCGUUGAGCCUUUGAUACGUUUUCAGUGCGUUUCAAAGCUAUGGCACGCGCUAAUAAACCACACAGAUUUCAUCCAGAGACAUCUUGAGCUCUCAAUCGCCGUCAAUCGAGAACGUACUCUUAUAUUCAAGGAGUGCGACGUAGAUCCGCCUCUAAAUUGCUUCUGGGCGCGCUUUAACGACGAACAGAUUGACAGAGCCCUCACGAAGAUCCGCCAGCCACUUCGCAAUGAAAAACUGUACACCCAAAUAUUGGAUUACUGCAACGGAUUGGUUUGCCUCCACGAUUAUGAGAGGGGAAUUGCGAUUUGGAACCCAUUGAUCAGACGGUACAAGAAAUUGCCUUUUGAACCGAUAGAAAAUCCUACUGGAUUCACCGACUGUCGUUCUGGGUCGCCCGAUUUGGCCUUCGGAUACGACCCAGUUAACGACGACUACAAGGUGAUGAGGGUUGUGCAGUUCUAUAGAAAGAUUGAAAAGAUUGAAGCUACAAAUGCCUUUGCCUUUGAACUCAAGGUAUAUAGUCUGAGAGCGCAUUCUUGGAAGAGAGUUGAAGAGGAAUGGCCUAAAGAAUUAAGUCCUCGUUCGAGUUCGGCGUCCUUAAACGGUGCUUUCCAUUGGCUAGUUGGUCCUCCGACUCCGGCUCGCUCCUCAGAGACCCUUCUCGCUUUCGAUCUGGCCACCGAGAAGUUCAGAGAGUAUACAAUUCCAGUUCAAUCGGACGAUGAUUCGGUCCUCGGUUUGGAGGUCUUAAAAGGAUGUUUAUGUAUUUGUGUGAAUGUCUUUGUGACACGCAACGAUGUUUGGGUGAUGAAGGAGUACGGGGUAAUCAGCUCUUGGGCUCGUCUUUACACCAUUGAGCAAGGCGCAGUACCUUGGACUUUUGAGUACUGUAAGCCUUUGGCGUACUCGAAGGACGGCAAGAAGGUUCUGAUGGAGCAGGAUUUUGCCUAUCUCUUUUGGUAUGACAUAGAGGAGAAAAGGGGCACGAGGGUUAGGUUUCGUCCUAUGCUUAAGUCGUUUCAGACGGCCACUUGUGUGGGAAGCCUUGUUCUUCUCGAUGGUGAUAUAUUGAUUGACCCGAGACAGAAGAAGAGGAACAAAAGGAAGAGGAAAAGUAAUCCAGCGGAGGGUCUUAAUCUAUUGGUGGAAGCGAUGGAGGAAGUGGGAUGAGUUCCUGUCAAAGCAAACAGAAGGACAUAAAAUUGUUCCAAAGUGAAAAGUGAAUUCAUGAUUGGGAGGAGAUGGUUUUAGCCUCUUUCUUCUCGUUCAUGUAUUCGUUAUCGAUUCGUGGGGUUGGGGAGGACCGGAUGUGGUGGAUCCCUUCGAGAAAAGGGAAGUUUGAGGUUCGCUCUUUUUAUAGGAAGCUUGCCUCCAAAUAAUCCAACCACUUCCCUUGGAAAAGUAUUUGGCGUACCAAGGCUCCUUCGAGAGUGACGUUUUUUGUGUGGUCGGCCGCCCUUGGGAAAUCACUCACUCUGGAUAAUGUUCGGAAAAGAGGUAUUGUAGUGAUUAAUCGUUGCUAUAUGUGUGAAUCGGAUGGGGAGUCUGUGGAUCAUCUUUUUCUUCAUUGUGGGGUUGCGCGCAAGUUGUGGGAUGUUAUUUUAUCUCGCUUCAAUUUGUGUUGGGUUAUGCCUAGAAGUGUUAAGGAUAUGUUUGCUAGUUGGUGGUCGGGCGGUAGAACCCGUAGCGCCGUGGUUUGGAAGAUGGUUCCCCUGUGUCUUUUAUGGUGCCUUUGGAAGGAAAGGAAUGCGAGAUGCUUCGAAGAUCUAUCGAGAAACCUUGAGGACCUUGUUCAUUUCUUUUUGUACACGCUUUUCACAUGGACUGCAGGCUGGCUUGCUCCUUUAGUGAUUAAUUUUCCUGAUUUCCUCUUUAUGUUCUCUUCUUCUUUCUCCCCCACUUAGCCGCUCUCUUGUAUACCCCCUGUGUACUUGGGUUGCGCCCCUCUGCGCUCUUUAAUGCAUUAUUACUUACCAAAAAAAAUAUAGAUUUAUGCUUCCAUUUCAACUCCUGGUUAGCCAAGCAUCUUUUCUUUGCUGGCAGGUUACAGCUUCUUUUCUCUAUUCUAUACAUAUUUUUGGAUUUACAUCUUUAUUCUUCUGAAGAAGGUGAUUAAAGCUAUUGAAAAAAAAUUUAAUAGGUAGUUAUGGAAUGGGAAUGAGGAGAGUUUUGGAAAGGCUAAGGUGUCUUGGGAUUCUGUUUGUGUCCCUAAAAGGGUAGGUGGGCAGGGGUUGAAGAGGCUUGUGGAUUGGAAUAGAGCUGCUAUUCUCAACACAUUUGGACCCUUUUUACUAAAUUUGGGUCUCUUUGGGUUGCUUGGAUUAAAUGUAAUAUGAUAAAGCGGAGGUGUUUUUGAUUGAUAAAAAUUCCUCAAAAUGCUUCUUGGAGCUGGAGGAAGAUUCUCAAACUUAGGGGGAU
Messenger RNA from Corylus avellana, 2569 nucleotides. Its product is annotated as F-box protein CPR1. Lineage: Eukaryota; Viridiplantae; Streptophyta; Magnoliopsida; Fagales; Betulaceae. The record is from RefSeq and is a predicted model, not a curated record. Gene Ontology annotation, molecular function: protein binding.